Molecule: messenger RNA, 5154 nt
Organism: Macaca mulatta (Rhesus monkey)
Lineage: Eukaryota; Metazoa; Chordata; Mammalia; Primates; Cercopithecidae
Gene: RBM47
Product: RNA binding motif protein 47
Molecular function (GO): RNA binding
Source: RefSeq, a predicted model, not a curated record
AGACCAGACGCUGUGCGCUCCGGUGCGCAGCGCCCCACGCAGCCGGGACCCGGCGCCGCUUUGCGGGUGGAACCGCCGCGCGCUCCUGGCCUCGGGAGCUGAGCUCGAGAGAACUUCGCUGCCUUCGGGUCGCCGCUCCCGCUUUCCACUGUGGAAUGUGCAGCUUGGGAUAAAGAGAAACCAGGGUUUGGGGAGCGGUCCUCCUGGAGACUUUCUCUCCGCAGGUCUCCAAGGUUAAGCAAUUCUGACCCACUGGAAUUCCCAGAGCCUGGGAGUUAAGCCUAAAACGCUCUGUUGCUUUAAGCGGCGCGGUGGGGAGUCGCUGGACACUCCUUAUUUUGGUUUUACAUUAAAAAGAAGGCGGACGAGAAGAUGUUGUAGGUGACUUCCUAGCUGUGUUAAGUUGCUCCUGGGCUGUGAAUGGUGUUAAUUUCUGAAGUGGGCGGCUCCAAAAACUUAACAAGGAAAGCUUAGGUAACGGAGGCCUUGGAAGGAGACUCUGCCUCAGGUCACCCAGCAGAGAUCAGCAAUCCUUGGCUCACUGAGGAGGUUUGGAUUUGCCUUAAAGGACACGCCAAAAAUUGAACAGAGAAAUCCCAAGGAAGCUGCCUGAAUUCGCCUGUAUAUUCUCGUUCUGCAUCUUAUAAAGGACCAGACAAAUCACAUUUGUGGUUUUGGUUUCCGCCAGCUGUGGAUGCCUUUGACAUUAUGACCGCAGAGGAUUCCACCGCAGCCAUGAGCAGUGACUCGGCCGCCGGGUCCUCGGCCAAGGUGCCCGAGGGCGUGGCGGGCGCGCCCAACGAGGCGGCACUGCUGGCGCUGAUGGAGCGCACGGGCUACAGCAUGGUGCAGGAGAACGGGCAGCGCAAGUACGGCGGCCCACCGCCCGGCUGGGAGGGCCCGCACCCGCAGCGCGGCUGCGAGGUCUUCGUGGGCAAGAUCCCGCGCGACGUGUACGAGGACGAACUGGUGCCCGUGUUCGAGGCUGUGGGCCGCAUCUACGAGCUGCGCCUCAUGAUGGACUUCGACGGCAAGAACCGCGGCUACGCCUUCGUCAUGUACUGCCACAAGCACGAGGCCAAGCGCGCAGUGCGCGAGCUCAACAACUACGAGAUCCGCCCGGGUCGCCUGCUAGGCGUGUGCUGCAGCGUAGACAACUGCCGCCUCUUCAUCGGCGGGAUCCCCAAGAUGAAGAAGCGCGAGGAGAUCCUGGAGGAGAUCGCCAAGGUCACCGAGGGCGUGCUGGACGUGAUCGUCUACGCCAGCGCGGCCGACAAGAUGAAGAACCGUGGCUUCGCCUUCGUGGAGUACGAGAGCCACCGCGCGGCUGCCAUGGCUCGCCGCAAGCUCAUGCCCGGCCGCAUCCAGCUGUGGGGCCACCAGAUCGCCGUGGACUGGGCCGAGCCCGAGAUCGAUGUGGACGAGGACGUGAUGGAGACGGUGAAGAUCCUCUACGUGCGCAACCUCAUGAUCGAGACCACAGAGGACACCAUCAAGAAGAGCUUCGGCCAGUUCAACCCUGGCUGCGUGGAGCGCGUCAAGAAGAUCCGCGACUACGCCUUCGUGCACUUCACCAGCCGCGAGGAUGCCGUGCACGCCAUGAACAACCUCAACGGCACUGAGCUGGAGGGCUCGUGCCUGGAGGUCACGCUGGCCAAGCCCGUGGACAAGGAGCAGUACUCGCGCUACCAGAAGGCAGCCAGGGGUGGCGGUGCGGCCGAGGCGGCGCAGCAGCCCAGCUACGUGUACUCCUGCGACCCCUACACGCUGGCCUACUACGGCUACCCCUACAACGCGCUCAUCGGGCCCAACAGGGACUACUUCGUGAAAGCAGGCAGCAUAAGAGGCCGAGGGCGAGGUGCAGCUGGCAACAGAGCCCCGGGGCCCCGGGGUUCCUACCUCGGGGGAUAUUCUGCUGGCCGUGGUAUAUAUAGCCGAUAUCAUGAAGGGAAAGGAAAGCAGCAAGAAAAAGGAUAUGAACUUGUGCCGAAUUUGGAAAUCCCUACCGUCAACCCAGUUGCCAUUAAACCUGGUACAGUAGCCAUCCCUGCCAUUGGGGCCCAGUAUUCCAUGUUUCCAGCAGCUCCAGCCCCUAAAAUGAUUGAAGAUGGCAAAAUCCACACAGUGGAACACAUGAUCAGCCCCAUUGCUGUGCAGCCAGACCCAGCCAGUGCUGCUGCCGCCGCAGCUGCCGCAGCCGCAGCCGCAGCCGCCGUCAUUCCCACCGUGUCGACGCCACCACCUUUCCAGGGCCGCCCAAUAACUCCAGUAUACACGGUGGCUCCAAAUGUUCAGAGAAUUCCCACUGCCGGAAUCUACGGGGCCAGUUACGUGCCAUUUGCUGCUCCGGCCACAGCCACAAUCGCCACACUACAGAAGAACGCGGCCGCCGCGGCCGCCGUGUAUGGAGGAUACGCAGGCUACAUACCUCAGGCCUUCCCUGCUGCUGCCAUUCAGGUCCCCAUCCCUGACGUCUACCAGACAUACUGAGGCUGGUGACCAGCGCGAAGACAAACCACACGAACACCACUGAAGGAACGCUUGACUAUUUAUGAAGAAGGAACCUGUUGAAUUCGCACAUGCAAUCUGAAAGUGAAGAAUGUUCGCAGAUUUAUUUCUGAAAUAUUUUAUAUACAUGAAGUUUUCACUCGUUUUUUAAGACUAUUUUCAACUUAGCAGGCCUGCGUUUAUACAUUUCCAAAAGACUUGUAAUGGUUCGUGCCUUCAUACCAUCUUUUAAAAAUUUGUAUGCUGUACUACAUUUGUAUAGAGGUUUUUGUUGUUGUUUUUUUUUUAAGGAUAUAUUUUCAGUAUGAAGGUUAUUUUCUUAACUUCUGCACUCCAGAGAUUUCUAUUUUGUAGUACCUUCAAUAAUAUAUCAACUAUAUAUUAAAAAAAGCACACUUGAGCAGCUAGGGAACUAUUUUGAAAAAUAUAUACAAUAUUUAAAGAUACAAACAGUAGUGCUUAAAAAUACUACAUAAAACAUUAUUUUAAAGGUUAUACUGGAAAGUGCAAUUUUAAAAUGAGUAAAAUCUUUGUAUUUCUGCUGGCAUUAAGGGUUGAUGGUGUUACCAUGUAUCAUCAUGGCGGUACUAUUUUUUAAAAGAAACACUGAUUCUCUCCUUAAGCCAACAUUGAAAAGACUUGCCACACUUCUGAGUCCAAACACUGGAAAGCUCUCCUUUGCCACCGUUAGCUGGGCUCAUUCUCCAUGUGCCUUAACCUUACACAUGCCCCCACUACCCCAUCUCUCACCCUGUCCCCUCCUCCCCAAAUUCCCAGUCCCUCCACAAUGUUUGGCCAGCCUAGGACUGAUGAAUAGCUCUGAAAGAGGGAGGAGCUGGUGGCUUUUAUACUUCUUCCUGGGUUUUUGUUGGGGUUUGUUGUUUCGUUGUAUGUUUUUUGUUUUGUUUUGUUUUGGUUGGGGAAGUAUUAUCUUCUAUGUGUGCUAUUUUCAGCAGCAGAGUAAGUACAAGGUUUUAAUCGAGCUGCAUUAGACACCUUUGCCUAGCUAUUUAAUUGCCCAAUAUAAAACUUUAAUGCCAUUUCUAAUGCUUUUAUUCAUUUUUGAAGUAUGAGUUUGUAGGGACAAAGAAUGUAUGUUAUCAUAGACAAGACCCCCAGAGACUCUUGUCAGCAGAAAGUUAUGCUUCUAGUUGCCUUACCAUGUUUCAUGCAAAACUGUCCGUGGUCCUCAAGGGUGUUGGAAACAUUUUGUUUAUUAAAUCUCUCUUCCCUUGCUGUGCACUUGAUGGGUGAACUGAAUUGGGGUGUGCACAUCCAGGAGGAGGAGGAGAGACCUGUAGAAGUUUAAAGAUAGUUUGUAAAUAUCUUCUAAUGCUUGUUUUUAGUCCUUUUAUGUUGCAGAAGUUCAUGGUAUGUAGUUUAAUGCAAAAUGAAACCAUUUUAUUUCAAUGUUAUUAAAAAGGUUUGUUUUAUUAGGAAGUUAAUGUAUUGUUGCAGUGUUUUGUGCCUGUUUAAAGGCUUUUGUUUAGCAGAGUGAAUGUAAAAUACAGUAAAAUGUUAAGAUUGUCAUCUACUUUAAAAAUAUGUAUAUCAACUUGGAAUUGUUUUUUAAAGGCUCAAUCAAGGAAGUGAGGUGUGCAAUAAGGUAGCAAGUACACAGUUGCGUUUUUAUGUCAUAUUAGAGAUCCAUACAAUCUUUCCACCAUGGGAUUUUUGUUGAUGGCUGAAUUCUUGUGGAUUCAUAAGAGGAUCAUGCCCUUAGCAAGUACUUUUGUUUUGUUUUAAAUUAAGAGAUUCCCAAAUGCCUUUUCCCCCCUCAUCUUGAGACGAGAUGAGUUUUUAUGUGUAAGCAAUAUUUAUUUAACUAUUCUAUAAAAUUAUUGAGUGCCUCCUGAGGCCUUUAAGCACCCCUAACAUUCCUUUCCAUCAUUCUUUUAAAUGACAUAAAGUAAUUGUGCAAUGUUCCUGAUGAUGUACCCCGCAAGCUGCAUUGAAACUCAAAUCUCUUGGAAUGAGUGACUCAGCAAAAUGUAAUUUGAAUCAGAUCCUCAUCCCUUGACUAUGUGAAAAAAGUACUCUCCUUCUAGUGAAGGAUUGUCACAGAGUUUCACUGGAUGAAACCGUGACCCAGUGUUCUUACUGUAUUUUACGUAUGCCUGUAAAUUAUUUGUGAAGAAGAAGAAGAAGAGGAGGAGGAGGAGGAAGAGGAAGAGGAGGAAGGGGAAGAGAAAGGAAGGAAGGAAGGAAGGAAGGAAGGAAGGAAGGAAGGAAAGAAGGAAAGAAGGAAAGAAGGAAGGAAAGAAAAGAAAAAAAACAAUGAUACCUUAACAUGGCAACCACCAAACUCCCUUAAAAACAAACGUUGGUGACAUAGCUAGUUAAGUAUCAGUGAGCCUCCAAUCUGGGACUUACCUGUUCCUAUUGUUUCAAAACCAUUUCACGUACACUACUGAGAUAAGUUUAUAACUUGAAAUGUGAACUUUUUUUUUUUUUAGUGUUAAGAACAAACUAUAUAAAUGUAAAAAAAAAGUUUUAGAGUUCUGUUUUCAAACAUUGCUAGUGGUUUAGUUAACUUUAGCUGCUUUAUAUUUGAAAAGCUUUUAUUUAGAUCUUGCUCCAUUUACAGUACAUUCUUAGGAUGUAUGUAGUAAAUAAAGCUUUCUUUAAAGCAAUUGCAAGACCUUA